This is a messenger RNA of Brassica oleracea var. oleracea, 1901 nucleotides long. RefSeq lists its product as uncharacterized. The record is from RefSeq and is a predicted model, not a curated record. Gene Ontology annotation, molecular function: double-stranded DNA binding. Bases 42 to 1367 code for a protein of 441 amino acids. Gene Ontology annotation, cellular component: chloroplast. NCBI's taxonomy places the organism in Eukaryota, Viridiplantae, Streptophyta, Magnoliopsida, Brassicales, Brassicaceae. Gene Ontology annotation, biological process: chloroplast organization; regulation of DNA-templated transcription. The transcript has 2 exons.
UUCGUUUUGCUCGCUCUUCUUCUCUGUAUCCUUAAUUUGUCAUGUACUCGCUGAUACUCCAUGGAAGAAAGUCUCUUGAGUUGCAGAAAUGGCUUCACUUGAGAUCUGUAGUGGACCUUCUUCGAAAUGAGUCUGCUUUUUCACCGAACCCUUCCCCAAAUCCAUUGUCUUCUCUCUCCAACUCGUUCUCCUCUGCUAGUGUUGCUGCAUCUGAUGUGAACCUUCAAGAUGAUCAAAAAGGUAACAACUUUACGGUCUCUUACCUCGUUGGUUCAUUGGGUUUAAGUACCAAACUCGCUGAAUCAAUCUGGAGGAAAGUCAGCACUGAGGGCAAAGCUAAUCCAGAUUCUGUUCUGAAUCUUCUUAGGAGUCAUGGCUUCACAGAUUCUCACAUCUCCACCAUCGUUACAAACUACCCACGACUGUUCAUAUUAGACGCUGAGAAGACCUUUACUUCCAAUCUCAACUUUCUCCAGUCCAGAGGAGCUUCAACCUCUGAGUUCACUGAGAUUGUUUCCAAUGUUCCGAGAAUCUUGGGAAUGAGAUGGCACAAAGCAGUCGGCAGAUACUACGAUUUCGUCAAAGACAUCAUCGAAGCAGACAAGAGCUCCAACUACGAAAUGUCAUGUCUUUCUUUGCCACAAGGUACCUGCCAGGAGAACAUUAUCAGAAACGUGUUGGCUCUGAGACUAUUGGGCGUGCCUCAGAAGCUCUUGUUCUCCUUGCUCACCUCCAACUUCCAUGUUGUAUCCGGAAAAGAAAGAUUUGAAGAAUCCCUCGAGAAGAUUGUUGGGAUGGGUUUCGAUCCGACCAACUCAAAGUUUGCCAAAGCUUUGUGCGUUGUUUACCAAAUGAGCGACAAAACAACGGAAGACAAAGUUAAUCUCUAUAGAAAUUUAGGCUUUACUACGGGAGAUGUGUGGGAGAUUUUCAAGAAGAAUCCAUUGUUUAUGGCACUUUCGGAGAAGAAUAUACAAAACUCCUUUGAAACAUUUAUAAGCCUAGGAUUCAGCAGAGAUGAGUUUGUGACAAUGGUCAAACACUGUCCUCAGUGCAUUGGGUUAUCUGCAGAGUCUGUGAAGAAAAAGACUGAGUUUUUGGUGAAGGAGAUGAACUGGUCACUCAAGGCUGUUGUUUCGAACCCUGCAGUAUUUGGAUACAACUUGGAGAAGAGGACUGUCCGAAGGUGUUAUGUGAUUAAAGCUCUCAUGGCUAAAGGACUGCUUGGAACUGAACUCCCUCCGUUGUCGCCUGUGUUGGCGGUUACUGGUGAAGCUUUCUUAAACAAGUAUGUGAUGAAGCAUGAUGAUGACAAGGAGCUUGUGGCUGAGUUGAUGGCUAUCUUCACCGGAGAUCGUGCCUCUUAGAUCUUCAUACACAUUCUUGCAGGUUGUCUUAUCGUACGUGUUCUUAGACUAUAUAUUACUUCAGAAAUUCUUGGGAAUUAUCAAUCUUGAAAACGUCCAUCCUUUGUUACCCGCUUGGCUAUUACUCCUGCGAUGAAGUUUAAGGUCUGAUCCUGUGAAUCUUGUCUCUGUAAACGGACCAACCUUAAGGCUUCAAAAUCCGACGCAAUCAAGGCUCUUUAGAAGCGAUGCAUAACUCAAAAGAUAUCAAACAAAAGCAUAACGGGAAUGAAAUCUUCUUACCUCUCCUGUGUUAUGAUCUCUUCCUAAGCCAGCCAUUUGAAACCAUGAAGAAGUGUAGACUACUCAUAAUGUGUAUACAAUGGUGAUGGUGAAUUUUGAUUUGUAGGCUUUAGUCAUCUCAGAGUCAGAAGCAUAUAAACGAUGUCAUUUUGUGCUACUGUUGCAGUACAGAUCAAGGCUUUGUUUUCAAGAUUUUAGAUGAUUUUUGAAACACGGUUAGUUUUAAACGUUAAACACCAAAACAGUAUAUUA